AUGAGCAUGGAGCAUAAGUACAUCUACAAGAAUGCGAAGUUCGAAAAGCCUUUCUUCAGCACUUAUUUGAAGACUUCCAUGUUUUCCGUUUACUUGCUGGGAUUAUGUCUUUGGCCACCAUGGAGAGACCAAUGCAACAGACCUUCAAAUUACAUGUACAUUGAACCUGAUAUGGACGAUGAGUUUUAUACUGAAGCAAAUACUAGUCUUAGUGAUCCCACAUUCGUGCCGAUCAAGUUUCCUGAAAGAAAUGAAAGAAACUCCGGCACUGAGAGUGAUGACUCAUCAGUGCAGAGAUCUGUUCGAUUCAGCAAAUUGGCAGAGGUACGCCACAUGUCUGAGUCGGAUGCGAAGGAGGCGUUGCUGGCGCGUCUGUCGUAUCAGGCCAGCCUGCGAGCCAAUGACGCGGCGCGUCGACAAGCCUGCAAACUGGGCGUCGACAAGGUGGCCAAACUGGCGCUUGUCUUCUGCCUGCUUUGGUUUGUCGCCAACUACACAUUCCAGGCAGCGUUGUCGGAGACAGAGAGCGCAGUGGCGACCGCUCUCUCCUCUUCGUCUAGUCUGUUCACGCUGCUGCUGUCUGCACUCUUCCCCUCCAACCUGGGCGAUCGCUUCUCUCUCUCCAAACUGGUCGCCGUCUUUGUCAGCAUCUGCGGAUUGAUUCUUGUUAGUCUGUCCGACAUGUCGACAAAAGUGCAGGUACCUUUUGGAGCAAUACUUUCCCUGAUUAGUGCUUUCUUUUAUGCGUGCUAUCUAGUCUUGUUGAGGCGUAAAGUUGACCAUGAAGAUAAAAUGGACAUUCCUGUAUUUUUCGGAUUUGUUGGUCUCUUCAACUUUCUUCUUCUUUGGCCAAUGUUCUUUCUUCUCCACUACACACAUUGGGAGUCGUUUGAAUGGCCCAACAAACACCAGUGGACUUUUCUUCUCAUUAAUGGACUGGUGGGCACAGUGUUCUCUGAAGUUUUGUGGCUAUGGGGCUGCUUUCUGACAUCGUCGUUGAUAGCGACUGUAGCAAUGAGCCUGACAAUUCCGAUGUCGAUGUUGGCCGACGUGCUGUUCGAGCGGGUGCACUAUCCU
This is a messenger RNA of Nilaparvata lugens (brown planthopper), 1077 nucleotides long. Its product is annotated as solute carrier family 35 member F5-like. Gene Ontology annotation, cellular component: membrane. Gene Ontology annotation, biological process: regulation of peptide transport. Lineage: Eukaryota; Metazoa; Arthropoda; Insecta; Hemiptera; Delphacidae. The record is from RefSeq and is a predicted model, not a curated record.